AAGACUAGAGGACGUUAUAGAGGAGGCAGAAAGGAAUCCAAAAUAAUCGCCAACGAGAUAAAUCGAUGGCUCCUAACGGAAUCCGGAAGUUUGUUAAAGGGAGACGAGGAGGUACACAUGCGCUCUCACCGAUCUAUAGAUGAGGACGACGAAGAGAAACAAAGCGAUACAAAUUUUUUAUCCAAAGCCAGCCAACUGAUCGUCAAAAGAGAUGUUGAGAAUAACGCAAAGAAGUAUCACAAGAAAGAGAGCGGGGUUCCUGCUAGAAAGAACAAGAUCAAAAAAGCGAGGAGUGAUCCUGUGGCCAAAGGUCAUCAUGAAAACACGAGAAAAAGGGAUUCAAUUCGUGUGAUAAAGAAACAAGGACUAGUAAAACAUCACACAAAGAAAGGAGGAGGAAAAGAUAAAGCAGAUGAUAAAGGUAAAUUAGCGAUGAACGAGUUAAGUAAAGCACGCCUCGUGAAAGCGCUGAUUGAGGGAGAUUCUGAACCAAAGAAAGAUGCGGGUGUUUCUGAGCAAACUUAUAAAGAACUCGCCGAGUUUAUUGCAAGCAGUGAUCAAUACACAAUUGAAACAGGUAGCAAAAAAUCGCUCAUCCCAAGACCUUUGUCAAAAGCGCAUGCGAAAGGCACACAUAUUAAACUAACAAAGAAACACAAGAGGGUACUGGACAUACUAUCCAAGUUAGCACCAAACGUUCUUCGAAAAUAUUUCCACCAAAAAGGCUUGGACAAAUAUUGGAAAGUCAUGGAAAACAUCAAGAAAAUCCAUGCUGCUAAAAGGAAUAACCCAAAGAAGAAAUUCAUGGAUAACGCCAAAGAUAUUAAAGCUGUUAAGCAGAGCAGUGAGGAGGAAAGAAAGGAAAAUAAACACACAAAAGGUAGUAAAAUCGUCCCACCAAAGAAGCAGAAAUUGUCUUCAGAGCUUAAGCAUCCAGAGAAUGAUGCUUUAUUGAAGAUGCAAACAAAAUCACAAGAAAAGUCUUCAAAAAUAGAGUAUUCUAAACAAAAAAAAUCUAACGAUAAGGCAAUAAGGAAAUUACACAAGCACGAAGUUCUUCCAAACUCUUCUCAGGAGGCUGUGGUUGUUAAAUCUACCGAAGAAAAGCGCGCAAAGAAAUCAAAGAAAGAAGCGGCUAUUGGAAUUGAUCACGUGAAGAAACAACAGCACCAAACUGUAGUGGAACCAAGUCAUCAAAGAGAAAUUCCACAACCUCAAAAAGAUGAGAAAAAUAAUCUGUUUAAGGUGAUAAACAGUAAAAAUAUUACUUCUAUAGAGAAGAAAAAUGAGAAGCUCGGCUCUGAAAAGAGCUUAGACUCACCAGCAGAGUCGGGGUCUCAUGUUCAAAAUACCGUCGCAUAUAGAGUUAAUGAAAAGCAUAAAGCUCCUCGAUUUAAAGAUGUGCCCAAACAAGAAAGACAGAAGAAAGUUUCAGGACCUGUAAUUAAAAAAACCGCACAUGCAAAGAAACUUAAUGGUGAUGCUAAAGAUUUGAGUUCAUCAGCCAAUCGAGCCAAAAUGUCCACGAACAAAAACGUUCCGAAAACGCUGGAGAAGUCAAAUCAAGUUUUCGUGAAGAAAGACUCAAGCACACAUCAAAUAAAAAACCGCCAACAAUUGAAAGCUCCUCAGUUCCAGGUUAAGUCAGGGGCUAAGAAUACAACAAGAGAAUUGACCAACAAAAAUAUUUCAGAUGCUGAAAAUCAUAAAGAUACCGCCAAAACACCUUCGGGAAUGGAGCAUCACGUGAUCAAAGGGACGCAUGCUCGCCAGCUCGAGUCAAAACACAAUGAAAGUUUAGAGAUCAAGGAAGAACACCCCGCUUCAGGCAAGAUUAAUUAUUUGAAAGAGAAGAUCAGGAAAACGAACAACUUGAAAUUUAAAGUGGCCCAAGCGCUCCUCGCUCACUGUGAGACGCAAAAUAGACUGCGAAAAGUAUUUGAUGAUGUGAAUUCGUCUUUGAAAAAGGCAGCAGUACUUGCUCAAGCUAUUGGUAAAAAGUUCGGGAUUGAACAGAAUGACAUCGACAAAAUUACUUCUUAUCACACCGAAGGCGCUGUCGAGCAGUUCUUGAAUAAGUUAUUCUAGCUUUCAUUCUAACUUGAAAGUAGGCAGAGAUAAUCGACAUGUUCGAAAUGUAUCUAUCGAGAGCACUGAAUGAUAAUCGGUUGCUAACUGGUCCUAACUCCUAUAUUCAAUAUUUACCAUUCCAUGAGAGUCUCAAUUUGGGUUAGCCGUAAAACGGCGACAAAUUUAUUUGUUAGGCAUGUAGAAUGGAAAUUUUUAGUCGCAAAUAGUAAAAAAGUUUCUUGCCAGAAUGCUAAUAUCAAUUUUUAGGAUUUCACUGGUCUUGUCUCAUGGCUUAUGGACUCUAUUUCUGUCAUUUUUCCCAUCCCUGAAAGGUCCUUGGAGGUCUAAGCCGAUGAAAACUGAAAACAUUUUAAAACAAUAGAUUUUUCUUCUUUAGAUGUCUGUGCAUGGAGAGAAAUUAACCGGUUAGCUUUAAAAAUCUAUAGAGACCUGUUUCCAUAGCCAAACUAUUCAAUGGAAUUUAGGCACUAAAUGAAAAUGAAAAACUCCUACUAAACGAGUUCAAGGUCUAACUACACCCCUCUGUAACAGACCCAGUGGAAUCUAGAUGGAAAGAAAACAAUCUAGUACCCAUGCUAAAGACUAAAAGGAUAUUUGCUUCAACCUGUUUAGUUCCGUUUGCAAGCUUUACUGCAGUAUAUUUCGUAUCAAUCUUAGUCCCUACUACACUAUUUAACCGCAUAUUUCUUAACCCUGAUUGAUGUGAAAGGGGCCUUAAAGCAAUAUGGAGAGUGGUUUAAAAAAAGAUAUGGUAUCGGUCGGCGGAUUUACCAGUUUCGUGCGGACGGAAGGCCGAUUCGUAUAUAACAAAAUGUGCUGUAAAAAAUAUUCGGAUUCGGGGCCUUAAAACAAUGCUAUCAAUAAAUCCCUGCAUUAAUUUAUGUUCAUGUGCAUCAGGCCCGAGUUGUUCGAAAGGUGGAUAGCGCUAUCCAGUGGAUAAAUUACUGUCCACUGGAUAGCGCAAUAGACCUCUUUAUCUUGUAUGUUUUUGUUUUCCCGAUAGGGGUCCCAGGGGAACUUGACCCUUCAUAAAUUAUGCGCACAUACGCACGUGAAUAAGACGAAAUUUGAAAGAAACAGUUCCCUAGAGUACAUGACUUGUAUUGGGAAAACAAAAACAUACAAGCUAAAGAGGUCUAUUGGUUUUUGUAACACUUAUCCUCUGGAUAGCGCUAUUCAGCUUUUGAACAACCAGGGCCAGUUUUAUAUAGAUACCCUGUCCAGGCGCGGAUCCACAUCGGUUUCCACCGCUUUACAGAAAUCGGUCAGAUUUUUCAUAAUAAAUGUACUUUUAAUAAAUAGAAAACUUUCCAAGUUCUAAGGAUUCAUCCGGGGAGAAUGGAACUGGCCAACAUCCCGUCUGAAUGACUCAGAAUCCCAGAAAAGGGAACUUUAGGGAGUUAAAAUCCAAACCGGAUUUCCCCGGGGGAGCAUGUCCCCGGACUCACGUAGAAGCGUGCGCCUUCGGAGUUCGUUUAGGAAAUCGGUCAGUAUUCAUCCUCGAUCCGCGCCUGUUGUCAUUUUCACAUGGUUUGAUAUAGAAAAUAAUGAACUAUUUAAUAGGGAGUUUAAGCAGCGACGUUUUUGAGCGACGCACAUCAACCGGAAGUGGACUUUUUUUUUGCACAGGAGCAGUGAUUAUGAACAAAUGUUUGGGCUAAUCGUCUCUAUAAGAGUAAAGACACUUAGCAAUACAAAUUUGGUGGCGUCAAGGCAUAUAAAAAGAAAAAAAAGCUCACUUCCGGUUGAAGUGAGUCCCUGAUUAUUUACUCAAAAUAUCAUAUAACUACAAUUAUAGCCAGCCAUCGUUAUCAAGAGGUGGACAAUAGUUUAUUCUAAUCAGUCCAUGAUCUAAACAGUUAAUCAAAUGUUCAGCAUAAAAGUUAAGGACACCGUAAUAUCUCAUACUAAAGUAAAUAAAGAGGAGAAAAAUAUAUGAAUCGUCUUUUUAGCGCGUAGAUAUUUCCCGGAUGAAUUGUGAUUAUCAGAAAAUUGAUCAUCAUCAUCAUCAUCAUAUCAUCAUCAUCAUCAUCAUCAUUAGCUAACCGAAGAGCAGUUGACUGUAAGGCGUCUCCAGCUGGUUCGGUCUUGGGCAGUGCGCAAGAUGAGAUCCUCUGAGAAAUGCUUAAUGGGGUCGAUCUAUUCCUGGACUUGGCUAUAAAAGGACUUAUGCAGUCUCCUUGAGGGUCUUCUCCCUUGGAGGAGGAGGGGCUCAUACAAGGCGUAGAUGUUAGCGGGUGUGGCCUUCGAGUAAGCCCUCGAUUUGGGGGAGUCCGAGAAGACACGCAAGAGUUUUCUUUCACGGCUCGCUUCGUUCGCCAUAAUUGGAGAGCUCUCUAUGCGCAAAAUGUGACCGAGGAACUUGAGCUGACGUGAGAUGAUCUUCGAUAGCAGAAAAUUAAAGACCUCAACUGCUCUUUAAACUCUCCUUUUGAUGAUAAGCUCAAAUACAACAUAGGGCCAAUUUGAAAUUAAAGGGAAUAAAACAUAUGAAAUGCCUUUACGUAAGCUAAAUACAUAUCACAUGCGGAAACGCUGCCUCAAACUCCCACUUAAUAUCAAAUGGCAGAGCAAAGUGUCUAAUAAAGUCCUGAAAGAAGUGAACUUGGCAAUCAUGUUCACGCUGCUCAAAAAGAAACGAAUGCGCUGGCUCGGUCAUUUUGUCAGAAUGAAUGAUAACCAAAUUCGAAAGGAGCAACUUUAUGGUGCCGAGCGGUCUCAGGGAAACCCGCCCAACAGGUAGACAUUAGCUUCGAUACACCGUAGCAUGAAGAAUGUCUGCAGAAGAGACCACGAAGCCUUGGAAACAUCCCUGCUUCUGAUCGUCCACAAUCGCGACAAGCUGUGAAUCAAGUGCCGGCCAAGAAGUUUGUUGUGACGUUGGCCGAGAAGGCAGAACAGAAGAGACAACAAAAGAAAGAGGGAGAGCACUUCAAAAAGACGCCGAGUUUUAUCUGUAAGCACUGAAGUGGAGGGUUUGAUGUUGAAGAGAAAAUCAAAGAAAUGAACAGUAAAAACGUCCUUCAGUUGUGAGAAUAGUGCAUUGUUUAGAGACUCGCUAAACUCUGAAUUGCACAUUGAUAAGUUGCAAGCUGUCUGCUCUUGGUCAAAUAUUCAUUUCUGUCUACGUCAUAUUACAUUUGAAUAGGUAAAUAAGUAUCUUAUUUCCUGACAUGUUUACAGUACUCAAAUCCAAACAACGUAAACUUAGAAGGUUUGAUAUAGAACAACAUAACCUUGAUCAUCAGUAAAAUUGAUCAAGACCAAGAAGAUUUUUUGUCUGCAAUGAGCCUCAGUGUACUUCUGGCCACAACAAGCAACACGUGAUUGACCUGUUAGGUCCUGCGUCUCUUCCGAACUGCAAUGUUACUCCUUUUAAUCUUGAUGGGGCUUUCGGUGGAACCAGAAAUACAAGGUAAAAUUUUGAAAAUGUAUUGAAUUUCUCAUACAUUAUCGUGAAGUAUUCCGCUUUAUUUUUGUUGUUUUAGCUAUAGACCUUGUUUUCGUUUCUUAUAUUUUUUGAAAUAAUAUCUGUCAAACAAACCAUGGCUGCAACCUGUAGCGACCUGCUAAAUCUGAUAUGCACCAGCUCAGCUGGCCUUGUUGGGGGAAAAUAUGAUAAGUUUCGACAGUUUAUUGUCAUCCUUAUGAAUAUAAACCUAGGGAAAAUGGCGUAGGGCGUAACUAUCCCGUGGUGCUUUUAGACAAAGCAAGGUGGCUGAUAAGAUGCUAGAAGGGCAAAUUAACUGAGUUGAACGACAUCAGCCUCCAGCCAAAAGGAAUAUAGUUUAUCUCUUGAUGGAGAAAAACUUUUUAAAAUGACUGAGAAAGAAAAGUAUAUAAACGAAAAGUAAUAUAGUUAAAAAGUUGAAAGAUUGCUGAACAUAUUUUCUCCGUCUUCGCCCGCCUUAAUCGCAUUCGCAGCAUCUGAGAAGAUAUAUUGAGAAAAAUCGAGUCACUUAGGGACAUUCCGAGGUAUAACACUCGAACGCAUCACAGAACUACUCUCUGUGGUGUACGAUAUUGGAUAUGACAUUCGCCACUUUAGAAAUGAGAAGAGAACUGGAGCCGAAAGUCAUCCCGCAAUUGUUUCUGGGAUUGUUGCUGGGGACUCGAUGGUCAGCUACUGUCCCUAGCAACAGUCCCGGCAGUCUUUGAGAAAGUUAACUCGACCCAGGUUUCCUCUCUUUUCUUAAGUGGCGAAUAGGUAAGACUUGUACGUACGGUUGCUAAGCGACUGUAUACUGAUCAUUUCAAGAAGUGUUAUUAAUAGGCAAUCCUUGGACAGCCAAGUAACAUUGCAGUAAAGUAUAAUAAACAGUUUUAUAUGACUUGUUAUCCCUACGGAAUUCAAGACGCCCGAAGGAAAUGUAUUUACAUUCGGCGGAGCUAAACGUAGUGGCAGUGACAGAGAAUGUAAAUACUUUCCUAUUGGUAUGAACGCACGUGAGCCGUUAUGGCGUUAAUUGACUCUAUUGUUAUUAGGUAUAUAAGGUUUUGACAGUUGUAAUGUAUUCAUCUCAGCUCUCGAACUAUCAACUUUUAUUUUUAUAUCUUACUUCAUUCAUCUAUCGAUUGAUUUUUUACCUUUAACCCCCAGAGGUUGUGCGACCGAUCGGUUGGGUAAUACGUUCCCAAUUUUUUCCCAUUGGGUUUUUUGGGUUUUCGUAUCAGGCGGCGCACGUGAAUAGUUUAGCCUGAGUGACUUUAUUUAGGGAUAUUUGUAUACCAUUCUUUAGUUAUGAUGUUGAACUUUGUAUGAUAUUUGGACGGCAUUAAACACUCAGGCUCCUUAGUUCGAGCUGCACACCCAUUCCCGUCUCUUAGUCGUGAAUAUAAAUAGGAAAAACCUGAAACAAGGUUAGAUAAAGAGUGAAUUUAAACAACUCCUUUCCUUUUUAGCAACAGCACAUCAAAGGAAAGAAAGAGACAUCCUGGAGUUUUUCAUGAAGGCUGGCGAAAAUGCAAUAAAGGCCAUUUCAGGUCUGAUUCCAGGAGGAAAACCUAAAUCUCAAAUGGCCACGCAACCCAAAGGACCUAAAAUACCGCUGAACACAAUCAAUGAAGACUCAAUCAAACCUGUUAUACCGUAUAAACGAGAUGGAAUAGUGAAAUUGAGGAAUAAUAAUUUAAAGAAAGAAACAAUCACUUAA
Messenger RNA from Porites lobata, 7244 nucleotides. The record is from the annotation of a GenBank genome assembly. NCBI's taxonomy places the organism in Eukaryota, Metazoa, Cnidaria, Anthozoa, Scleractinia, Poritidae.